AUGCAGAUGGAGGCACCUGACGUGCCCCUCGAUUCGACUGCCCGCAGCUGGAACUACGCCAUCCCAAGCCACGUCCAGGAUGGCGUCGCGCAUGCUCGUUUUGACAUUCCAACGACAGGGUCAAAAUUUGAUACCGGGGUAUUGCUGACUUUAGACUCUCCUCAGCUCAGCGAGGUCAAUCCGUCCGUGUUUGACUGGUGGUACUUUGAUGCCGUCUCUGUGAGUGACCCGCGUGAGUCAUUGAUGGUCAUAUUCUUCACGACGACGGCGGCUGCGUUCCCGUGGCUUCCAUCUAACGAGUCAUCGGUGUUGAUUGCGUAUCUCUGGGUUUCCUUUGCAAAUGGAACCAUCUUUGAAGAAUACGUGCCUGCGACUAUUGCCACGGUUGCCGGCGGUGAGGAUGCAAGCUCGCCCAGUUCGGGGAAUUGGUCGUCGACUGGGCUUAGCUGGGCUGCCUCCCAAGAUGAUUUGUCCCAAUAUGAAACCCUGGAGCCUCAUUUGCCUUGUGGGAUUACAUCCGACACAACAGCCUUAGAGAUUGCUCCUCAUAUUGGGUGGGUUGCAUUGAAGCCUGAUGCGGUGGGCCAGGUCGAUAUCAGUGUGAAGCGUUCUCGUCUUCAAUUCCAAGGAUCAGCUUAUCAUGACAAGACGACCUAUGUGAGCAGCUAUGUAGCACGCGAUGGCCAAGUGCUAGUCUUGUCCUGCAACUCUACCCUACUCACCGUUCGUCCCAUUAGGGACUCUGAGACUAGCGCGCGAUAA
Penicillium subrubescens is the source of this 762-nucleotide messenger RNA. RefSeq lists its product as uncharacterized. The record is from RefSeq and is a predicted model, not a curated record. Lineage: Eukaryota; Fungi; Ascomycota; Eurotiomycetes; Eurotiales; Aspergillaceae. Bases 1 to 762 code for a protein of 253 amino acids. The transcript has 4 exons.